UACUAGUGCAAUUUCUGAUUUCUCAUUCCUAAUUGCCGCAGCUCUCUCUCAUAGAAAACAAAGACCAAACCAAAUAUAUAAAUAAGGGACAGCCUAACUGCAGAUCAAGUCGAAGAUUGAGAAGGAAUCUUUUGUCAAGAGUUGACCGCCAAAACCAAGAAGUAAAGAGCUUUGAUGAGCUUAUGGGGCUUAAAAACUGCCUAAAUUCAAGGCAGUUGCUAACAGGCUCCACCCGAAACUGGUGAAGUUAGAGCAAGUGGGUGUGUUCCAAAACUUGAAGUUCUGUUAUGCUUGUUGUAUAUAAAGGAAGAAAGGGAGUCUCUUGUUUUGUUAGUGCUUUGUUCUUUCCUCCUUGAGUCUAGAGUUCACAUAGAAAGAUGGAUUUCUUGAGCUGUAUAAUAUGUCUUUGCCUCACCUGGAUCAUAAUCCAAGCCUUCCUUAUUAUUUUAAGAAGCAAAGCAAUUCCCAAAAAGCUUCCACCAGGUCCAAAACCUUUUCCAGUAAUUGGAAACCUCUUAGACCUUGGUGACAAGCCCCACAUGUCCCUAGCUAACCUUGCCAUGGUUCAUGGCGCUAUAAUGAGACUACAACUAGGCCAAGUAACCACAAUAGUCAUUUCUUCAGCAGCCCUGGCCAAAGAAGUCCUCCAAACACAUGACCAAUUCUUAUCCAACAGAUGGGUGCCAGAUGCUUUUCAUGCCUGCAGACAUGAUGAGUUUAGCUUGCCAUUGAUACCCGUCUCAACACGGUGGAGAAACCUUCGUAGAAUAUGCACGGAACAACUAUUCUCCAACAAGAUACUAGAUGUCAAUCAAGACAUCCGCCGCAAGAAAGUGCAGGAUCUCCUUGCUGAUAGUCGACAAAGCAGCCUAACCAGUGAGGCAGUAGACAUUGGCAGAGCAGCUUUCAAGGCGACGGCUAACAUGUUAUCAAACACAAUCUAUUCGAUGGAUAUGGUGGACUCCAAAUCUGACCAAACUAAAGAGUUGAAGGAGCUGGUGUGGAAUGUCAUGAAAGAUGCAGGGAAACCAAACUUGGCAGAUUAUUUUCCUGUGCUUAAGAAGAUUGACCCCCAAGGCUUAAGGCAUAGUGUGGCAGUGAACUUUGGAAGGAUGUUAGACCUCUUUGACAACAUAAUUAGCCAAAGACUGCAUUUGAGAAAAAUGAGUGGUUCUAACAUGAACAAUGAUAUGUUAGAUACCCUUCUCAACAUCAGUGACAAAAACAGUGAGGAGAUGGACAAAACUAAGAUAGAACGUCUAUUCCUGGACCUAUUUGCUGCUGGCACUGAAACAACUUCAAACACACUGGAAUGGGCUAUGGCGGAGCUACUACACAAUCCAGAGGCAUUGUCAAGAGCCAAAGCAGAGCUGGAGCAAGUCAUUGGCAAAGGCAACCAAGUUCAGGAAUCAGAUAUUCUUCACUUACCUUACUUACAAGCAAUAGUCAAAGAAACAUUGAGGUUGCACCCACCAGUUCCUUUCUUACUCCCCAGGAAAGCUAGAGCAGAUGUAGAAAUCAAUGGCUACAUUAUCCCAAAAGAUGCACAAGUACUAGUAAAUGCAUGGACUAUAGGCCGAGACCCGAGCUCCUGGGACAAUGCAAAAUCAUUUAUGCCAGAGAGGUUCUUGGAAUUGGAAAUUGAUGUUAAAGGCAGGAACUUUGAGCUUAUACCAUUUGGUGGUGGAAGAAGAAUAUGUCCUGGUUUGCUAUUGGCUAUUCGAAUGUUGCCCUUGAUGUUGGGUUCACUUAUCCAAGCCUUUGAUUGGAAACUUGAAGAUGGGGUUAAACCUGAGGAUUUGAACAUGGAAGAUAAGUUUGGCAUCACCUUACAGAGAGCUCAUCCUCUAAGAGCUGUCCCUAUUCCAGUUUGAAAAUAUUGGCCCCUAUUAUCCAAUUCUGAUUGUGAAAUCAGUUGGAGAAAUGUACUUGGGGUGACUAUGUAAUAUAUUUUUGCUGUUUUUGUUG
Molecule: messenger RNA, 1968 nt
Organism: Quercus lobata
Lineage: Eukaryota; Viridiplantae; Streptophyta; Magnoliopsida; Fagales; Fagaceae
Product: geraniol 8-hydroxylase-like
Exons: 3
Coding region: 378-1874 (498 amino acids)
Molecular function (GO): iron ion binding; heme binding; oxidoreductase activity, acting on paired donors, with incorporation or reduction of molecular oxygen
Source: RefSeq, a predicted model, not a curated record